Lineus longissimus is the source of this 7585-nucleotide messenger RNA. RefSeq lists its product as uncharacterized. The record is from RefSeq and is a predicted model, not a curated record. The transcript has 21 exons. Gene Ontology annotation, biological process: cell surface receptor protein tyrosine kinase signaling pathway; protein phosphorylation; multicellular organism development. Gene Ontology annotation, cellular component: signaling receptor complex; plasma membrane. The coding region runs from base 214 to 4329 and encodes 1371 amino acids. Lineage: Eukaryota; Metazoa; Nemertea; Pilidiophora; Heteronemertea; Lineidae. Gene Ontology annotation, molecular function: ATP binding; transmembrane receptor protein tyrosine kinase activity.
GGCCUACUGCAUAGUGGAGUUGCAGCUCUUGGAAUACAUUUACACAGACAGGAAGACUUUGAGAAGUGAAGCAGAAUGUAUCGUGGGAGUUUCCCAGGUCAAGAUACCAUCAUCUUGGGCUAAGAUGACGGGGGAUACGGCCCUACAGGCAGAGCCCUCUGGUGGUUGAAUCAUAUAAACAGAUCAUGGUGUUUACACUAAGAGUCGAGUAAGAUGGCAACAUCUACAUUGUUGGUGCUUGUUGUCAUGGUGACGGUUGUGACAUCCAAAUGCCUUAUCGACAGGCCAGAUGUUAAGCCCAAGCGUAACCUGUACCACGGCAGCUCCGAGCUGAACCUGACCCUAGAGGGCAGCACAAGGACAUCCCACCAGCUCGCCAAUACCAUCCUGAAGAUACUUCUUGAAGAGGUGCUCGGGUAUAAAUGGGUUAACAUCAAGGUGGAGGAGGGGAACAUCAAUGCUGAAGCGGUGGUCAGGCGCGUGUCGGGGUUGUCCAACCCAAACUGUUCUAUACCGGACACCAUGGUCAACCUUGAAGUGUGGAUGCUACCUGGGUUCAACGUUGAGGCGUGGGUCAGCAGUGGACACCUCAUUGACUGUGGCCCGCUUGGCCCUCUAGCGCUGUUUGGAUGGUAUAUGUCAUCAUUUACUGUCGACAAGUUCUGGAAAAACAACAAGCACAUUAUCGUCGAUCAUUACCGUAGUCUGAUGCAACCAAACUUCACGCAGCAAUUCAACUAUCAGGAUAAGUUACCAAGGAUAGAGAGUAUGAUGCGCGACCCUAUAACAACACGCUACUACUGCACUGCAGCAGAUUGUGAUAGCGGCAUUUACUACUCAAGUCGGUGUCGCAGUGGUCCAAACGUUGAAAGCUGUGCCAUGUUAUUCUCAGAUUACCCAGCUACGGAUUCAAACAUCCUCAAAAAUCAAAUUGAAAAUUUUGGAUUAUAUGUUAAUAUUGUUUGGCUUGGAUCGCACCUGGCAUCAUUCGUGACGGAGCAGACGGCCUUGAAUCGCCCAAUCCUCUUCUUCAACUGGCGGCCAAACACUUUCACAUCGGGAAAAAACUUCACACGGAUAGCAUUCCCAAUCUGCAUGGAUGAUCAACAAACGGCAAGACCGCUCAAUUGCGACUUUUCCAUCAAUCAGUUAUCGAAGGUUGUGUGGGCGCCAUUAAAGACUAAAGCACCUGAAGCAUUCCAUUUAAUUAAUCAAAUGUCUUUCACAAAUCAAGUCUACCAAAAUCUACUCAAUACUUACAGAGAACAUUCAGAGCAGUUUGUUAUUGUGAAUCGGACGAGAGUUUAUAAUAAGAUUGGUUGUGAGUGGAUACAAAGUAAUGAGCUUAUAUGGACGAGGUGGCUACCGCACAAUCUUUCCAAUAAAACCACGAUUUAUAUUGGUGGUAUGAUAUCCAUGACAGGAACGGCCUACAAGGAUCCCGGAAUAGCUGAAGUUGUUUCCAUGGCCACAGAUCUCAUCAAUAAAAACACGAGCCUGCUGGCAGACUAUAACCUCAAGGUCCUUGUCCAAGAUACCAAAUGUGCCCCCGACGAGGUGAUGAAAGCAUUCAUCAAGUAUGUCACCAACAAAACGCAUCCUAUUGUUGCUGUCCUAGGUCCAGCGUGCUCCGUAGCGACGAAACCUCUUGCCCGUGUCUCCAAGCAUUUUAAUACUACCGUUUUAUCAUAUGGUGCUGAAGCUUUAGAGUUGUCCACAAAGUCAAUAUAUCCUUUGUUCUUCCGAACUGUGCCUAAUUUUGGACAGUACGGCGCCGUAUUCAACGCUGCAUUUAAAGAGUUUGGUUGGAAGCGCGUUGGUAUGAUGGUGGCAGUGGAGCACUAUGCAUUUCUACAACAUGUAUUCAAAACGAAUGGCAUUGAGAUUGUACUUUACUUACAAAUACCGGCCGAGACUCACUCAUUUGAUGCUGAGAUGCACGCCCUAGUUCGACAGUAUUUACGCCAGUUAAAAGAGAAAAAUGUCAAAAUAAUCAUCGGAGAGUUUUACGAUUAUGCGGCACGUUCUGUCAUGUGUGGUGCUCUCAAGUUGGGAAUGACAGCGCGUGAAGGCUACCAGUGGUUUCUGCCCGGCUGGUACGAGAUGGGCUGGUGGGACACGGACCGCUUCAACAAUCCACCUGAGUUCCUAAUCGGGUUGAGUAUCAAGGAAAGUGUGGAGUGUUCAACAAAGGAUAUGCUGAGUGCUAUAGAUGGGUACAUGCUGCUGUCUCAGGCUUACUUUGAUAAGGAUGAGUCAAUUGCUACAGGCACUGGCAACAUCUCGGUCGGUCAGUGGAAGAAGAUGUAUAAACAACGCCUUAAUAAAACGGGGAACUCGUUCAAAACUGUUGGUAACUAUGCUGGCUAUGCGUUUGAUGCUGUCUGGGUCUAUGCCUACGCACUCGAUCGUCUGCUCUCCAAAUAUCCUUCAGCGAUUGAUUCAAUGCGCUUAAAAUACUCCGGGUUGCUCCUGAAAUACAUCAACCAGACUGAUUUCAAGGGCGUGACGGGCCAUCUUGCCUUCAGCGGAGCAGACCGGCCCGGCAUCAUCCUACUCCAACAGUUCUCUGCCAGCAACAACUUGACGACCAUAGGACGCUACGUGCCAGUCACAAAAGGUGGCAAGAUGGAGAUUAAUAAUUCACUCAUCCAAUGGCUGAUGCCGCGUAACGAGAAACCCGACGACGGUACCAUUAGUCCUGAAGUCUGUUCUAUCGAAUCGUUCCGUGCCAUUUUCGGCGUCGACUGUAACAUGGCUAUCGUCAUAGCAACCAUCUUUGGUUUUGGAUCGCUCGUCAUUCUACUCAUAGUGAUCCCAAUCAUGUGCAUUAAGAAAAGGUAUGAUAAGAAGUCCCGAGAAACCCGAGCCCGCAUGAAAGAACUUGGACUGAUGUCUCCAGACGUCGAGUGGCUUAAUCUUGAUGAAUGGGAGAUGCCACGUGAAAAAGUGGUGCUGAAUCGUAAGCUUGGAGAAGGAGCGUUCGGAACUGUGUACGGUGGUGAGGCUUACAUGAUGGCUGGGGCAUCAAUGAUGCAGGGGAGUAACUGGGUGGCGUGUGCUGUGAAGACCCUCAAGGUGGGCUCCUCAUCUCACGAGAAGAUGGAUUUCUUAACGGAGGCCAGUCUGAUGAAAAGGUUUGAAGACAAUAACAUUGUCAAGUUAUUGGGAGUGUGUACACGAGGUGAACCAGCUUACUGUGUGAUGGAGUUUAUGCUUUACGGUGAUCUUAAGACGUACAUGUUGGCGCGUCGCCAGCUUGUCACCAAGUCACCCGAUAAUGAAGAAGUCUCGUCUCUCAGCCUCACCAAGAUGGCACUGGAUGUCAUCAACGGGCUGAAAUAUCUUACAGAUAACAAAUAUGUACAUAGAGAUCUUGCGUGCCGGAACUGCCUUGUUGGUGAUUUGAGGGUUGUUAAAAUUGGUGACUUUGGUAUGACGCGUCCAAUGAUCGAGACAGAUUACUACAGAUUUAGCAAAAAAGGGAUGCUUCCAGUUCGUUGGAUGGCUCCAGAAAGCCUCAGUGAUGGGAUUUUCACGCCUCACUCUGACAUCUGGAGCUACGGCAUCCUACUCUAUGAGAUUCUGACGUUCGGUAGCUUCCCAUAUCAGGGCCUUUCAAACAAUCAAGUUCUGGAAUAUGUCAAGAAUGGCAACAAGUUGUCCAUACCACUAGCUUGUACAAAAGAAAUGCAGGAUCUAAUGGAAGCAUGUUGGCGAUUUGAUUUUCCCGACCGGCCAACACCAGAUGCAAUAAGAGAUUACCUGACAGAGCGGCCACAACUCAUCAAGCCAUGUUUGGAUACGCCAUCGUCUGCUGUCGUAAUCGAGGGCACGGACUCUUUAGAAUUUGCUCUUCCUUCGACACGGAAACACACAACGACCAGUCGUAGUUUCUCAGGAAGUGCUGCUGCUGGACUACUCACCGUUAACCCAGCUGAGAUUGCCAAAUUAAUCGCAAAAAAUGAAGACAGUACAACCGUGACGCGGAGUAAUUCAGGGGAUUCAUUCACGGCCGAGGAAAAUGUGGGGUAUGUGACGAUAGGCACGCCCGACCCGGUAGGGUCAUGUGAUCAUUUGAACCACUCGAAGGAGUUUAUCUCAGGGUCCAGAGAACGAGUGACGCGGCAUUCGAUACCAAAGUUAUUUGGGUCGAAAGAUAAAAUCCCCCCUUUGGUUAACCGUGACACAAAACCAAAGGAGAUUUUGAAACAUUUAGAGAAUGAUCGGAAAAACCAUGUGGGCAACAAUGUACAUAUGUCGGUGCAUUAUUCAAGUCUGCCACUCGAUAAUGGCGACUGCGGGCGGGAACAGUUGACGCAAGUCUAGCGAUCAAGGAUAACGUAUCUGUGUGCUGCUGUACAACGACCUACUAGUUGAUAUGAGACAGACUUCUAAAACCAGGAGAUACUUUCACUACUCACUAUUCACUGAGAAGUGGCUAACUAAUUCACGUUUGCAUUUGUUAGAAAAUCACUGGAGAUAUCAUUCGUGUACAAGAACUUUUGGAUAUAUUUUAAGUCUCAUGUUAGGAUAUCGCUGGAUGUAUAUCUUAAACUUGGAUAUAUCUGUAUGGGUUUAUUUUGCAUUAGGUUUUAGAUAUCUGGAUUAACCAGUGCUUCUUCAGCCAGUGUGUUACCAUGACAACAGUUGCUCAGUUGCCAUGGUUGCAUAAGUUUCCAUAGCAUUUUCUGUUGCUGAAUUUCAGAAUUUGAGAGAUAUUUUAAACUAAUCGUAUUGUUGUAGUGCCAAAUUUGGUACUCAUGUUGGUUAUUCGUUUUGGUGCAUACCAUGUAUACCUCAGGCUCAGGUAGUGUGGGCACAGGACUUAAAUAAUUCAUGUAAUUCAUUCCAGAAGUAGCUAGCCUACAUAUGCCAAAGUUGUACUGUAGUUUAUGGUAUCUGGAAAAAACCCAUCUUAUAUUAUUUUAAAAGGGCCAUUUGUUCGAUUCACUUAAGUGUGUUGUGUUUGCUGAUUUUGCGAAUAACCUGGAUUUGCGAAAAAAACUAUGGCAAACAUAAGCUUUUUUUAUUCGAACAACGAAAAGCAAGUUUGUAAUUUGCAAAAAAAAGUCAUGUAAAUCUUGAUUUUCAUCAGGAAUUUUUUCCAAAAAUUUGGUGGUUUCAUAGUUUCAAAGGAACAUUUUUCAACCACAAGGUUGUUGGGGGGGGGGGGGUUAUUUUGAGUUUUCCUUCUUCUCUUAUCAGUAUGCAGUAUUAUUAUGAUUUAUUAUUUAUCCCAAGUCACCUUUUGAAGCAUUUUUGCAUUGUGACCAUCAUGACAUCACACCUUGUGUGGUUUGAGAAAUGUUUACAGAAAGCGACAGGUACAUUUUUUUAACGAAACAUUUGAAACUGGAUUUAACGGGCCAUGAUCGUUUUCUUCAGUCUUGAGAAGUUGGUGGGCUGGUUUCUCUAAGCUUUGACUUGAAAUAUCACUAGUAUUUUUGUAAUCACACUCGUAUCCACUCGGGGCUGGGGGCUGGGGCACCCUAGGGUUAAAGUUUGUACAUUGUCAGUAACAAGUUAUAGCUAUAACAUAUUAUUAUUGCUAUGUGCAUUGGCUGUACAAUUGGAGAGGGUGUAUAUGUAAGCAUUUAUUCCAUAUUGGGAAGGGCAAAGCCAAUAUCUUCCAGAUUUGGUAUGGAGAUGAGUCGGUGUGAUUCUCUGUGGCUUAACACAAUCGUAAGUCAAAAUCUCGUGGCAGCAUAGAAGUUUGAAACCAUGUGUUGUGUAGAUCAUUGAUGUUUUGAAAUGACCAAAUAGCACACCGGCUUUAUUGUUUGAUUGUUCAGCCUGUUUUUGUCUCGCGUUCGGUUUCAAUUUACUUUCUCCGGCUCACAGGUGCACUCUGCUAUUCAGAUCUAUAAGAUUGACAAUAAGGUUGGUCAGUGGUGUGCACGACACAUGAUUUUGAUGAUACUGUGUCGACUUGUUUAAGUUGAAGAGGCACUCCUGUUCCACACAGGCAAAAUAGGCCUUUUUACAGGCGUCCCUCAAACAGCUUAAAUCACGUCGACACAGCAUGUUUAUAAGAGAGGUGUAUAUACUUCAGAAUUCUUGGUGCUACCAGUUUAUUUAUUGUAGAAAUAGUUACUCACUGUGCUGAUAGAUACCGCUUGGUUAAAUGCCGUGGUGACUCAAGUUUGUCAGGUAGCAAUUGAGAUUGUAUGUGUAGAUAUGGAUUUUUUUGAUUAACCUCGGAGCACAGGCAGACGGAAAACAGUUUUAGGAUCUGUCUUUUUGGUUUUGGGUAAAAUGCUUUGAUGUGUUUGUUAGGAGUUGGUGCGGAUCCAAGACUGAGCUUGUUAGUCACAUGACCUAGGCCGUUGUGACAUGUGGAUACUGGACAGUUCAACAGCAAAGUUGUCUGUGAUGUCAUCCGUGUGUAGUCGGUUUCGCAUGCCUGUGAGUGGUCUUGCAUUGAUGUAGUAUCAUCAUUUUGGCUCCAAUGGUCAUGUAUUUCUGUCCAAUGUACUCCUGAAGAACUGUAUUUCAUAUUCUUGUACAAAGGGAUUCUCUAGCAAGAAGCAAUGCAACUGUUUGUAAGGAUAUAUGUAAAGCAACUUAAAAACACGCAAACAUUGAUCGAUGGUGCAAACAAUUUUAAUCUGAUGCUUUUCUCAUUAGGAAAUAUAUAUUUGGCAGAAAUUAUUGCUGAAAAGUAUAUUUUCUCUGGGUUGUGAAAAUCAAGGGAUUAGGGAAUAGGCCUUGUCUGAUUGGCCAUGAAUAGGCCUUGUCUUUUCAGAAAGCAAGGAUCGAAGAGAACUGAGUGUACAUAUGUAAUUUAGAUUUGUCUGUUGUUUUCUCCUUUUAUGUUUUGGCUGGACAGAGAAAUAGGAAUAAUUUCUCAAUGUUUAACACUUUGAGAUCGAACUUAACCAUAAAUGUGAAUAUUGACUUCUGCUGUGUUUUGUUGGACCAGCUGGUGCAUGUUGAAAGAGGGUAAAGGGGACAAGAGACAAGACCACCAUUGAAUAUUCAUAGGUUGGAGGAUCCAGACCUAUCAAUCAGACACGAGUAUGUUUUUAACUGUCAUGUGCAUAUUUGGAGUACACGCUAGAAGAAAAUUAACCAGCCCCAACAAAGAGCUUGCAAUCGAACUUUGAAAACAUUUAAAAAUGUAUUUUCUGCAUUUUAUUUCAAUUGAGCAUUGCCCAGGAUGCACCUCAAUUGCCGCCGUGUCUUGAUAUUGAAGCCUGGACAGGCCUAUAACAGUUGUUUUCUGGGUAAGCUACCGAGAGCGAGAAUUGAUAAAGACUAGUCGUUAUUCAUUCUUGUCGAGAGGUGUGAACAUUUACAGUUAACUCUCUGAUUUGUGAACAUUUUGCGAUCAACCUUGUUUUGUGGAAAUGAGGUAAUAUUAUCUCUCAAUUGGACAACCUUGUAAAGUUUGUAAAAUUCUGAGUUUGGCAGUUCUCAGCAAUCUUUAGACUGGGGAAUAGUGAAGAGAUAUAAUUAUUCCUAUUACCUCUGAACAGUCUCUUUGUUAACCAUGAUAAUCUGUGAUCCUUUCCUGAUAAUGCAGCCAAGUUGAAAUAUUUUCAAAUUGUUGCAAGUAUUAAAAAUAGUGUAUUAUGUUGAA